CAAAAGGUGGUACUUCUCAGUUUCUCAAGAAUCACAUUCGCAUUCUCUCUUUUCUCCUCAGUCACUGUUUCUUCUUCUUCUUCAACCUCUGAUCAACUCACCAUUUCUGUCAUUCAUUCCCCAUUUCACAACAUGGGUCAUUCAUGGAGUGCCAACAACAUUAGUGAUGAUGAUACAACAACACCAGACAACAACAACAACAAUUUCAUUCCACCACCACCACUCCCACCUCUACAACCUCUUCUCAUUCCUCCACCGCCACCGCCGCAGGGCUACUUUUUCCCCUUACCAACCCCUUACGCUCCACCCUGUGCCAACUUCGUCACUCCCCCUCCUCCUCUGUCUCUGCCUCCUCAGCCCCAUUCCGUCUUCUACUCCAACCCCAUUGGCCACCCCAGUUAUGCUAACCCUGUCGUCGGUCAUGUUCAAUUCAACCCUUACUUCACCACUCCACAUGGCUGGUUCUCACCUCGCCCUUCUUCUUCUUCUGCUAAUUCCUCACUCUCCAACCAACCACCACCACCACCACCCUAUGUGAACCAUCAAACUACUAAGAAGAUCAGGAGCCAUGUCAAUGUUCACAAAGGCACUCUUCGGUUCGAGCUGGAUGAUCUCAAGCCUCAUCAUUACCUCGUUUCUUUUGUUUUUGAUGCUGUUUAUGAUGGCAGCAUCACCAUCAUCUACUUCGCCAAUGAAGAAGAGAGAUGCAGGUUUGUUCCGCUAUUUCCUGAUAUAUUUGAGCCAGUAAGAGUCCCCUUUCAGAAAGGAGUUGGCCAGAAAUUUGUUCAGCCUUCAGGAACGGGGACUGACCUAAGCAUCUUUGAGUUGGAUGCUCUUACAAAGUCCUCGCCUGAAGAGGAUGCCUUUCCUUUGAUAAUAUGCGCCGAAACAUGUGCAAUAGACGAAACUCCUGGACAUUCCAUGCCAGGUGCACAUCCACCACCUCACAUGCAAAUAACUCAGUGUGUCUUACAGAGAAGCAAUGGUGGCGGUGCUUUCCAGAUAAAAGUAGUUAGGCAGAUUCUGUGGAUUGAUGGUGUUCGUUAUGAGUUGAGGGAGUUAUAUGGAAUAGGAAGCUCAGGAGCAACAGAUUUUGAUAACAGUAAACCAGGGAAAGAUUGUGUAAUAUGCAUGAUUGAACCAAAAGAUACCGCUGUCUUACCUUGUCGACACAUGUGUAUGUGCAGUGAGUGUGCCAAAACUCUGAGGCUUCAGUCCAACAAAUGCCCUAUAUGCCGUCAAUCUAUUGAGGAACUUAUAGAGAUCAAGAUGAACAACAGCUAUCAUCAGUGAACUUCCUUUUCUCCUGAUGCUUAGUUGAAUUGCAUGGGAUUUCCUAUAAAUUCCUCACUUGUUUGUAAGAAAAUUAUAACCCUUUUUACAUACCUGAAGUCAGGUGAUAGAUAUAUGGCCUUUUUUUGUGUAAAUUGUAGUCAAUAAUCUGAUAGGAAGCCAAAUUCCUAUCAAGGUAGAGCAGUGAUAUAUGGUUUUUUUUUUUGUGUAAAUUGUAGUCCAUAAUCUGAUAGGAAGCUAAAUUCCUAUCAAGGUAGAGCAGUUAGAUCUAAUUAGAAAACUAAGAAAACUUUCCGGGCAAUCUUCAUUCAUCAGAGAUUCUACAUUAUAUUGUUAUUUUCAGAUCCUAGAAUUUGUUCUUGUGUCUACCAGUUGGCCUGCUACCAUAAUCUGUCUAUAGUUCUUGUGUGAUGUGUUAGGCGAAAAACACAGAUCUCAUAUGCUUUUCCUGCGAUUGAAUGUUACUCCCGCAUCAUC
This is a messenger RNA of Lotus japonicus, 1770 nucleotides long. Its product is annotated as probable E3 ubiquitin-protein ligase LUL4. The record is from RefSeq and is a predicted model, not a curated record. Gene Ontology annotation, biological process: protein ubiquitination. Gene Ontology annotation, molecular function: ubiquitin protein ligase activity. Lineage: Eukaryota; Viridiplantae; Streptophyta; Magnoliopsida; Fabales; Fabaceae. The transcript has 3 exons. The coding region runs from base 133 to 1293 and encodes 386 amino acids.